Messenger RNA from Macroventuria anomochaeta, 1008 nucleotides. Its product is annotated as MAT1-2-1 mating-type protein. The transcript is spliced from 2 exons. The record is from RefSeq and is a predicted model, not a curated record. NCBI's taxonomy places the organism in Eukaryota, Fungi, Ascomycota, Dothideomycetes, Pleosporales, Didymellaceae. The annotation marks the transcript as partial. Gene Ontology annotation, molecular function: RNA polymerase II cis-regulatory region sequence-specific DNA binding; DNA-binding transcription factor activity, RNA polymerase II-specific. Gene Ontology annotation, biological process: regulation of DNA-templated transcription; cell differentiation; anatomical structure morphogenesis.
AUGACUACGGAAGUCUACCUCUCACCCGCGCCCACCAAAGAGCUCUCCCCCACCACUGCCGCCGACAGAGACGCCAUGGCACCGUUUCAGAGCGCACUAGAUGCUUGUGUACACGGCUGGCAUAACGGAGACAGUGUGGUUCUGCUCCAGAGCAAUAUUCAGGAGCUUUUCGGCGAUAUGCUCAUGCAGUAUUUCAAGCACAAUCUGAUCCAGCAGGUGGGGCAGCCUGUUACCUUCACAUCUUCGCAUAGCAGCAAUGGCGGUCAAACGAUCGUACAGAUGCCAGAAAACAAGAACGCCCACCUUCACCUCCACACAAGCGCGAACCCCCAAACACAGACACCCCAACAGCCAGGCACUCAAUUGAGCACCAUGUCCGCUGACAUCAAGAAAGCGCCUCGCCCAAUGAAUUGCUGGAUCAUCUUUCGAGACGCUAUGCACAAGAAGCUGAAAAUAGAGAACCCACAUCUAACCGUGCAGCAAAUCUCCACUCGAUGCUCACAGAUGUGGCACAGUCUUUCUCCGACAGAGAAGAAGCCGUGGCAAGCAGCAGCCAAGUCAGCGAAAGAGGAGCACUUGCGCGUACACCCGGACUACAAGUACAGCCCUCGAAAGCCUGGCGAGAAGAAGAAGCGACUGUCUCGCAAGGCAAAGCAAGCUCCCGGAUUUGCUGCAGACUCUAAACUGUUCAAGUUCUCACCUGUCCCGGAGCUGGCAACAUUGGCGUAUAACGAUCCCCAAUCGGUCACUCUUGCAGAGGUACCGCCGCCUGGAGUUGGUGAGGUUCCAGUUGACUUUGGCACCGCCUUCGCUGCUGAUGUGGCGCAGCUGAUGGAACCGGCAACACUCCUGGGGAAGGAGAUAAAGGAUCUGGUUCCCGUUGAUUAUCUGCAUGAUUCAGAGAGUCUCCGCCACGAUCGGCUCGAGGCCGAGUUUGGGGCUGACCUCGACGGAACCAUACCAUUCGAUCUGUUUGGCGAGGAUGCUUUCACUUUCCGCGCCGGCGCA